AUGGACGAAGAAAAUCCUGUUGAGCUGUUACAACGUUAUCGCCGUGAUCGCCAUGUGUUGCUCAAUUACAUCCUUUCUGGUAACUUGAUCAAGAAAGUUGUAAUGCCGCCUGGUGCUAUCUCUCUAGAUGACGUGGAUAUUGAUCAAGUCAGUGUUGAUUAUGUCCUCAAUUGUGCUAAGAAAGGGGAUCCACUUGACCUUGGAGAUGCCAUCCGGCUUUAUCAUGACAGCCUUGAUUACCCAUAUGUCGAUAACACAGGAGAUGUUGAAGGGUUCUAUUUACUUACAAGACCUGAAUAUUCUGGAUCAGCACCAACAAGAGAACCACCCCCUGUCCCUGGCGCUGCACCAUUACCAGUUGUGGUACCACCACCAGUUGUGGUACCACCACCAGUUGUUGAACAACCACAAAUUGCUGUUCCAUCAUCAGUUGCAAACUUACCAAAAUCAUUAUCAUUGGACUCUCCCACCGAGAAGGAAUUAACCAUAGAUGACAUUGAAGACUUUGAGGAUGAUGAAGGUGAAUUCGAUAGUCGAAGGGCUUCUAGGAGGCAUCAAACUGAUGCCAAUGAUAUAUCCUUGCGCUUACCAUUAUUUGAAACAGGUAUCACAGAUGAUGAUCUUCGUGAAACAGCAUAUGAAAUCCUUGUUGCUGCUGCUGGUGCUUCAGGGGGGCUUAUAGUCCCAAAGAAAGAAAAGAAGAAAGAGAAGAGACACAGAUUAAUGAGGAAACUUGGCCAUAGUAAGAGUGAAAGUGCUGAAUCGCAAACUCACCGGCAACCAGGUUUAGUUGGCCUGCUUGAAAUCUUGAGAGCCCAACUUGAGAUAACGGAGUCCAUGGAUAUUAGGACUAGACAGGGACUACUUAAUGCUAUGGUGGGUAAAGUCGGAAAACGGAUGGACAAUCUCUUGAUACCACUGGAACUACUGUGCUCUAUAUCUAGAGCUGAAUUUUCUGACAUGAAGGCAUAUCUUCGUUGGCAGAAAAGACAGCUGAACAUGCUGGAGGAGGGCCUAAUAAACUAUCCUGUUGUUGGAUUUGGAGAGUUAGGUCGAAAAGUCAAUGAGCUAAGAAAUCUUUUCAGAAAGAUUGAAGAAUCUGAGUCCCUAUCCCCAUCUGCUGCGGAGGUUCAACGUACAGAAUGCCUACGUUCACUGAGAGAAGUUGCUACAUCUUUCUCUGAAAGGCCUGCUCGUGGCGAUCUUACCGGUGAGGUUUGUCAUUGGGCUGAUGGUUACCAUCUGAAUGCCGCCUUGUAUGAAAAAAUGCUUGGCAGUGUUUUUGACACCUUAGAUGAGGGAAAACUCACAGAGGAGGUGGAAGAAAUCCUUGAGCUCCUAAAGUCCACUUGGCGUAUACUAGGAAUCACAGAGACAAUUCAUGAUACGUGCUAUGCAUGGGUAUUAUUCCGACAGUUUGUUUUUACAGGCGAGCAAGGACUCCUGAAAGUUGUGAUUGAGCAUUUGAGGAAGAUACCCUUGAAGGAACAGCGUGGUCCACAAGAACGCUUACACUUGAAAAGUCUACGUAGUUCUGUUGAUGCCGAUGAUAGCUGCCAGGACUUUACGUUUUUCCAGUCUUUCCUGUCUCCAGUUCAGAAAUGGGUGGACAAGAAAUUGAAUGAUUAUCAUCUGCACUUCUCAGAGGCUAUGUCUGAUUUGUUAUUCACCACCGAAUGUUGCAACACAUAUGCGCAUAAGGGUUCCAGUAUGAUGGUUGAUAUCAUAACAGUAGCAAUGCUUACUAGGCGAAUCCUUGGUGAAGAAAAUGACAAGGCAAUGGAGUCACCUGAUCGAGACCAGAUUGACCGUUACAUCACUUCUUCUGUCAAAAGUGCUUUCAUGAAGAUUGCACAUUCCGUAGAGAUUAAAGCAGACACAUCACAUGAGCAUGUUUUAGCAUCUCUAGCCGAGGAGACAAAGAAGCUUUUGAAGAUAGAGACAAACAUUUUUUCCCCAGUUUUGUCAAGAUGGCAUCCACAGGCAGCAGUUCUUUCUGCUUCCCUUCUCCAUAAACUGUAUGGAAACAAAUUGGGACCUUUUCUUGAGCAUUCUGAGCAUCUUACGGAGGACGUAGUUUCUGUAUUUCCGGCAGCUGAUUCUUUGGAGCAGUACAUAAUGUCAGUGAUGGCUUCUGUUGUGGGCGACGAUGGUUUGGACAGUCUAUGUAGACAAAAGCUAGUUCCUUAUGAGAUUGAAAGUAAAUCGGGCACGGUUGUUUUACGCUGGGUGAAUGGGCAACUGGAGAGAGUUGAAACAUGGGUUAAAAGGGCUGCUGAACAAGAGACUUGGGAUCCUAUAUCCCCUCAACAACGCCAUGGGGGUUCUAUUGUUGAAGUCUAUAGAAUCAUAGAAGAGACUGCAGAUCAGUUUUUUGCAUUCAAGGUUCCUAUGCGAAUUGGGGAAUUAAAUAGCUUCUGUCGCGGCAUUGACAAGGCAUUUCAAAUUUAUACACAACUUGUUACUCAACCCAUAGUUGACAAAGAAGAUUUAGUUCCACCUGUUCCUGUCCUUACCCGAUAUAAAAAGGAGCUUGGGAUCAAAGCUUUCGUAAAAAAGGAAAUCCAAGAAGUCAGACCUGUUGAUGAGAGAAAAUCGAGUGAAAUAGUUCAACUUACAAUGUCAAAGCUAUGUGUGCGGCUUAACAGUCUAUAUUAUGCUAUAAGCCAGCUAGGCAAGUUGGAGGACAGCAUAAGUGAGCGGUGGGCUAAAAGGCAAAGUGACAAAAUUAACAUCAGACGAUCAAUGAACGGCAAGUCAAAGGGCAUAGUCUCCAAUCAGAAGAAUCAAUUUGAUGGCAGUAGAAAAGAAAUCAAUGCUGCUAUUGAUCGGGUAUGUGAAUUUACAGGGUUAAAGGUCAUAUUUUGGGACCUCCAACAGCCAUUCAUCGACAAUAUGUACAAAAACAAUGUUUUACAAGCUCGAUUGGACACUAUUGUCGAAGUGCUUGAUUUGGUGCUUGCUCAACUCUGUGACGUCAUUGUGGAGCAACUGCGAGAUCGUGUGGUUACAGGGCUUCUGCAAGCAUCCCUGGAUGGCUUAGUUCGGGUAAUACUAGAUGGAGGUCCUACACGCGUCUUCUCUCCAAAUGAUGCCCCUCUUUUGGAGGAAGAUCUUGAAAUUCUUAAGGAAUUCUUCAUAUCUGGCGGAGAUGGGCUGCCUCGUGGAACUGUUGAGAAUUUGGUCUCGCGUGUUCGUCCUGUAAUAAAUCUGAUCAAGCAAGAGACCCGUGUGCUUAUUGAUGAUCUGCGCGAAGUUACUCAAGGGGGCAAAAGCAAAUUCGGAAGCGACUCCAAAACCCUGCUGAGGGUCCUGUGCCACAGAAAUGAUUCAGAGGCAUCACACUAUGUAAAGAAGCAUUUCAAGAUACCCAGUUCAGCUCCCCCGAGCACCUGA
Molecule: messenger RNA, 3396 nt
Organism: Triticum turgidum subsp. durum (durum wheat)
Lineage: Eukaryota; Viridiplantae; Streptophyta; Magnoliopsida; Poales; Poaceae
Source: the annotation of a GenBank genome assembly